CAUCUUGAUUAGGGGGCGUGUCUGUGCGGACGGAGCUUGUCCCGGAGAGAAACACCUCCAGUGCUGGCGUGUCGCACUACACACCUUCUGCCGCUCCUCGGACGGACAUUGACUUUUCUACUUUAGUCCACCGCCACAACGCGGUGUGUCUCAAGCCGCGAACAUUUUCAACCAGAGAGGGGAGAAGAAGAAGAAGAAGAAACAUGGCUACUACAACCUGCACGCGGUUCACGGACGAGUAUCAGCUGUACGAGGAGUUGGGCAAGGGAGCCUUUUCGGUGGUGCGCAGAUGCGUGAAGCUGUGCACAGGGCAGGAAUACGCCGCCAAAAUCAUCAACACCAAAAAGUUAUCUGCGAGAGAUCACCAAAAGCUGGAACGAGAGGCUCGGAUCUGUCGCCUGCUUAAACACGCCAACAUCGUUCGUCUUCAUGACAGUAUAUCAGAGGAAGGCUUCCACUACCUCCUCUUUGACCUGGUGACCGGAGGUGAACUGUUUGAGGACAUUGUAGCCAGAGAGUAUUACAGUGAGGCAGAUGCCAGUCAUUGCAUCCAGCAGAUCCUGGAGGCGGUGCUUCACUGCCAUCAAAUGGGCGUGGUGCACCGAGACCUCAAGCCAGAGAACCUGCUCCUGGCCAGCAAAUGCAAGAACGCGGCGGUGAAGCUGGCCGACUUUGGCCUGGCCAUCGAGGUGCAGGGGGAGCAGCAGGCCUGGUUUGGCUUUGCAGGCACACCCGGGUACCUGUCCCCGGAGGUCCUGAGAAAGGAGUCAUAUGGCAAACCCGUGGACAUCUGGGCCUGUGGGGUGAUCCUCUACAUCCUGCUGGUGGGUUACCCUCCUUUCUGGGACGAGGACCAGCACAAGCUCUACCAGCAGAUCAAGGCCGGGGCUUACGACUUCCCUUCUCCUGAGUGGGACACGGUGACCCCAGAGGCCAAAAACCUGAUCAACCAGAUGCUGACCAUCAACCCGGCCAAGAGGAUCACCGCCCAGGAGGCCCUCAAGCACCCGUGGGUCUGCCAACGGUCCACAGUGGCGUCCAUGAUGCACAGACAGGAGACCGUGGAGUGCCUGAAGAAGUUCAACGCCAGGAGGAAACUGAAAGGAGCCAUCCUGACUACCAUGCUGGUCUCUCGGAAUUUCUCCGUGGGCAGCAGGCAGACCACCGCCGCAGCCUCUGCCGCUGCGGCCGCUGGCACCACCGCAGGGUUGGUGGAACAAGCAGCCAAGACUUUGCUGAACAAGAAGGCUGAUGUCAAGAAAAGAAAGUCCAGCUCUACUGUGCAGUACAUGCCCCAGACAAACAGCAGCAAAAACAGCAUAGUCACCAGCCCAAAAGGAAACAUCCCCUCACCUGCUCUGGAACCUCAGACCACCGUCAUCCAUAAUCCAGCCGACGGGACCAAGGAGUCGUCGGACAGCAGCAACACCACGGUGGAGGAUGAAGACGUGAAAGUUCGCAAACAGGAGAUCAUCAAGAUCACGGAGCAGCUGAUCGAGGCCAUCAACAACGGAGACUUUGAGGCUUACGCCAAGAUCUGCGACCCCGGCUUGACCUGCUUUGAGCCCGAGGCUCUGGGCAACUUGGUGGAGGGGAUGGACUUCCACCGCUUCUACUUUGACAACCUUUUGGCCAAAAACCGCAAGUCCAUCCACACCACCAUCCUCAACCCGCACGUGCACCUGUUGGGCGAGGACGGCGCCUGCAUCGCGUACAUCCGCCUCACGCAGUUUGUGGACGAGCAGGCGCAGCCACGCUCCAGCCAGUCGGAGGAAACCCGCGUGUGGCACCGCCGGGACGCCAAGUGGCAGAACAUCCACUUUCACUGCUCGGGCGCCCCCGCCACACCACUGCAAUUAGAUGUUCGUCCUCCAUCUUGUGUGUGAGGUGGAGGAAGAGGAGGAGGAGGAAGAAGAGGAGGAGGAGGAGGAGGUGACAAGCACCAUGCUGGAACUUGAAGCACAUGCCAGGCGGGCACCACCAUGGACCACUACCACUACCACCACCACCCACUAGAGGGCGUGCUGGCUCCUUGGUGAUUCUUUCUUCCUGUGCUCUCCGUCUUUCUCUUUUUUCUUUGUGUGGUGUCACAGCACUGAAUAAUAAUAUUACUAUUACUAUUACUACUACUAGUACUAGUACACACCUCAUGUGUACCAUGGAACUUAUUAGUGAUGCCAGUGGGUUCUAGUUCAAGGAUUUUUGUCCACCUUUUUAAGGAAGCAUGCCCCCCCCCCCCCCCUGUUGAUUACAAUGGCUGUUUUUUAUGGUUGAUAUUUGGUGGAAAAAAUGAUUGUUUUUGUAUUUGGCUUCUCUGUCAGCUGUGAUACCUGCGCCCACUCUCAUAUCUCACCUUUGGCUACUUUUUAAAUCAUUUCUUGUUUUUUGUUGUUGUUGUUGUUGUUGGACUGUUUUUUUUUGUUUUUGUUUGUUUUUUUGUCAAGGGGGCGGGGUCACGCGUGGCGAGCGUGAGUGCGUCUUCUCACUCGAACAAGCCAGGUGGUUAAAAGUGCCAAACGUGCCGGACGGGAAGUGAAGACAUGACAAGGAAGGAGUUCAAACCUUGAAAGUAGAACGAUAGGAAAUCAAGUCCGGGGAAUUUUGGUCUGUUCCGGGGUCAAACUUGCUACCCUGUAUAGACUCGGACAAACUUUAUUCAUCCACGAGGGAAAUUGUUCCACGCAGUAGCUCAGUUACAAAGGAUGGAAAGUGUAAGGAUGGAAAGGAUAAUGCAGGUGUAAAGUAGACUAAAAAUGUAGCCUUAGUAGCAAUAUAAAAUAUAACACUGAUGGCAUCUAUUAAACAAGACAAGAGGCAAAGAAUUAAACCGAGACAGAAUUCAAUUUGGACUCAAUUACAGAUGUUCGAUAAUAUCGUAUUAUCGGCCGAUAAAUGCGUUAAAAUGUAAUAUCGGAAAUUAUCGGUAUCGUUUUUUUUUUAUUAUCGGUAUCGUUUUUUUUGUUUGUUUGUUUUUAUUAAGUCAACAUAAAAAACACAACAUACACUUACAAUUAGUGCACCAACCCCAAAAAAACUCCCUCGCCCCAUUUACACUCAUUCACACAAAAGGGUUGUUUCUUUCUGUUAUUAAUAUUCUGCUUCCUACAUUAUAUAUCAAUAUAUAUCAAUACAGUCUGCAAGGGAUACAGUCCGUAAGCACACAUGAUUGUGUGUGCUGCUGCUCCACUAAUAGUACUAACCUUUAACAGUUCAUUUGACUCAUUUUCAUUCAUUACUAGUUUCUAUGUAACUGUUUUUAUAUUGUUUUACUUUCUUUUUUAUUCAAGAAAAUGUUUUUAAUUUAUUUAUCUUAUUUUAUUUUAUUAAUAUUUUUUUAAAGUACCUUAUCUUCACCAUACCUGGUUGUCCAAAUUAGGCAUAAUAAUGUGUUAAUUCCACAACUGUAUAUAUCGGUAUCGGUAAUUAAAAAGUUGGACAAUAUCGGAUAUCGGCAAAAAAGCCAUUAUCGGACAUCCCUAGACUCCAUAUAUUGAGGAGAGUCGCCCGGACAUUGUAUCCUUCUACAACCUCCAGCACGCUCUGCCCAAAGAUUGAACUCCUCCUCCUUUAUUUGACUUUCUCCCCCCCACCUGACCACAGCUGCUUCCAGAGGGAAGUGGGUCGUAAACAGCGUUGCCUUUGGUUACCGAACACUUCAAAAGAAGAGGUCGUAAAAUAAUUCAAAAAGAGUUCCAUAAAGUAGUUCAAAAAGAGUCCGUAAAAUACCUCAAAAAGAGUUCGUCUGGAAAUUGGGCAGAUCCUUGGUUCUCUCCGCUUUGAAGUCCUUGGGCCAGAACAACAUCCUUCUGUUGAUUACCAUACAUGAGAGAACACC
Entelurus aequoreus (snake pipefish) is the source of this 3835-nucleotide messenger RNA. Its product is annotated as calcium/calmodulin-dependent protein kinase type II subunit beta-like. The transcript has 22 exons. Gene Ontology annotation, biological process: protein phosphorylation. NCBI's taxonomy places the organism in Eukaryota, Metazoa, Chordata, Actinopteri, Syngnathiformes, Syngnathidae. Gene Ontology annotation, cellular component: cytoplasm; neuron projection. Gene Ontology annotation, molecular function: calcium/calmodulin-dependent protein kinase activity; calmodulin binding; ATP binding. Bases 204 to 1886 code for a protein of 560 amino acids. The record is from RefSeq and is a predicted model, not a curated record.